Messenger RNA from Aphis gossypii (cotton aphid), 909 nucleotides. RefSeq lists its product as uncharacterized. The transcript has 2 exons. The record is from RefSeq and is a predicted model, not a curated record. Gene Ontology annotation, molecular function: protein dimerization activity. Lineage: Eukaryota; Metazoa; Arthropoda; Insecta; Hemiptera; Aphididae. The coding region runs from base 1 to 909 and encodes 302 amino acids.
AUGGAUAUGCUUAUGGCCACAAAUAUUUUAGAUAAUAUUAUUUGCCAAAUUAAAGAACUUAGAAAUGAUUGUUCAUUUAAAAGAUUACUAAAAAGGACAGAUGAGUUUGCUGAAAAUAGUAUUGUUGACUUUUUACCUCUUGUAUCUAGUCGACUGAAACGUGUUCCAAGAAAAUCAGGUGAACUAUCUCGGGAUGAAAUUAUAUCAUGUCCAAUGAAAAAAUUUAAAAUUGAUACAUACAAUGUCAUAAUGGAUAUUCUAUUAACAGAAUUAAGUGGACGUUUUGAAAGCACCAACAUAGGACCCCUUAAAGACUUAUCUCUUCUUUCAUCUAGACGUAUUCGAGAAGUUCAAACUAAUCCACACAUUGUACCUUGUGAUGCCUUUGACGCUUUGUGUUCCAUGUACACACUAAUCGAUAAAAACGCAUUAUUAACAGAAUAUAUUGAAUUUUGUAAAAAUUUUACAGAAAUAGAAAACAGUAUUGUACUCCCUAAGUAUUUUAACAAAAAUGUAACAGUUGAUUAUGAUUAUUAUUAUUAUUAUUAUCACUAUACGCCGUAUAGUGAUAAUAGUAUGGAAGAUGAUUCUGUAAAAAUUGUUAAUCAUAAUAUAGCAAGUACUAGGGAACUAUUUAAGUUAUUUUGUUUGGCUAAACUAGCUAAUAUUUUUCCAAAUUUAUACUUAGUUUUAAAACUAUCUAUAACAUUACCUGUAACCAGCUGUAGUGUAGAGAGAACAUUUUCUAAAUUGAAACUUAUAAAAACAAAGCUAAGAACAACUAUGUCCCAAGAUCGUCUCGAGAAUUUGAUGAAAAUAUCAUGUGAGCAAGAUAUUAUUAAUAAUGAAAAUGUAAUUUUGUUAUUUGCAGCUAAAAGUAGUGUUCUAACUAAAUGUUUGAUUUAUUAA